Molecule: messenger RNA, 2067 nt
Organism: Saccharomyces cerevisiae S288C
Lineage: Eukaryota; Fungi; Ascomycota; Saccharomycetes; Saccharomycetales; Saccharomycetaceae
Gene: YHR020W
Product: proline--tRNA ligase
Exons: 1
Coding region: 1-2067 (688 amino acids)
Biological process (GO): tRNA aminoacylation for protein translation; aminoacyl-tRNA metabolism involved in translational fidelity; prolyl-tRNA aminoacylation
Cellular component (GO): cytoplasm
Molecular function (GO): aminoacyl-tRNA ligase activity; ATP binding; proline-tRNA ligase activity
Source: RefSeq, marked reviewed
AUGCCUGUUUCGGAAGCGUUUGCCAAGUUGUGUGUGAAUGAGAAGCCUCCUGCUGAAUCUGCCGUUGCGGUGAAGUCUUUGGUCUUCAAACCAAAGACUCCAAAGUCCGCCACCCCUGUUCCUAUCGUUGUGGUGGCUUUGCAAUCUACUACUACUCCUUCUGCGUUGAUUGCCAACGCUACGUCCAGUAAGGAUCCAAGAUUGGCUCGCGAUGAUUUGGUCAAGCAAGCGUUCCAAUCUGAAUCCGCUAGAGCUUUUAUCUUGGGGGAUUUGGCUAACGCCACGUCCAAUUUUCACUUGCUAAUUGAUCACGAGUUGGGUACUGUUGACGGUGACACUAUCUUGCAGUUAAACGACAGUACUUAUAUGAAGAAAUCUGACAUGAUGAAAUUUCUAAACAAUUUUGAGGAUAGUCAAAAAGUGGUUGAUUUCUCCCAAGAGGUGUCUAAGGAAACCGCUACAGAAGGCAAGAAACAACAGAAAAAGCAGCAACCUUCUAAGGCAGGCACUGCAGCAGCAGCAGCAGCAGCAGCUUUGGAAGACGCCAAACUUAUUGGUAUCACCGUAGACAAAGCGUUGGAUUUCCCAGGCUGGUACCAACAAAUCUUGACCAAGGGUGAAAUGUUGGACUACUACGAUGUUUCUGGCUGUUACAUCUUAAGACCUCCUUCUUAUGCGAUCUGGGAAAACAUUCAGAAAUGGUUCGACGACAAGAUCAAGGCCAUUGGUGUACAAAAUGCCUAUUUCCCAAUGUUUGUUUCCUCACGUGUGUUGGAAAAGGAAAAGGACCAUGUUGAAGGCUUUGCUCCAGAAGUUGCCUGGGUCACCAGAGCUGGCUCCUCUGAAUUGGAAGAACCAAUCGCCAUUAGACCAACUUCUGAAACUGUCAUGUAUCCUUACUACGCAAAAUGGGUCCAGUCUUACAGAGAUUUACCAUUGAAACUAAACCAAUGGAAUUCUGUGGUUAGAUGGGAAUUCAAGCAUCCUCAGCCCUUUUUAAGAACCAGAGAAUUCUUGUGGCAAGAAGGUCAUACUGCUCACUUGACUGCUAAGGAUGCCGAAGAGGAGGUUUUGCAAAUCUUAGAUUUCUACGCUGGGGUUUACGAAGAGUUAUUAGCUGUUCCAGUGGUUAAGGGUAGAAAGACCGAAAAGGAAAAAUUUGCUGGUGGUGACUUCACCACAACUUGUGAAGGCUAUAUUCCACAAACCGGUCGUGGUAUUCAAGGUGCCACCUCUCACCAUUUGGGCCAAAACUUUUCUAAGAUGUUCAAUUUGUCUGUGGAGAACCCACUAGGUUCUGAUCAUCCAAAGAUCUUUGCGUACCAAAAUUCAUGGGGUUUAUCCACUCGUGUCAUUGGUGUCAUGGUCAUGAUCCACUCUGACAACAAGGGUUUGGUUAUCCCACCAAGAGUGUCCCAAUUCCAAUCCGUUGUCAUUCCAGUGGGCAUCACAAAGAAGACCUCUGAGGAACAGCGUAAACACAUUCAUGAAACAGCCAGAAGUGUGGAAUCCCGUUUGAAAAAGGUUGGCAUUAGAGCCUUUGGUGACUAUAACGAUAAUUACACACCAGGUUGGAAAUUUUCCCAAUACGAGCUAAAGGGUAUUCCAAUCCGUAUUGAAUUAGGUCCUAAGGAUAUUGAAAAAAACCAAGUCGUUGUCGUUCGUAGAAAUGACUCCAAGAAAUACGUCGUUUCUUUCGACGAAUUGGAAGCCCGUAUCCCAGAAAUCUUAGAAGAAAUGCAAGGAGAUUUGUUCAAAAAAGCCAAGGAGCUAUUCGACACCCACAGAGUUAUCGUUAAUGAAUGGAGUGGUUUUGUUCCAGCAUUGAACAAGAAGAACGUUAUCUUAGCACCAUGGUGUGGUGUGAUGGAAUGUGAAGAAGAUAUCAAGGAAUCUUCUGCAAAGAAAGACGAUGGUGAAGAAUUCGAGGAAGAUGACAAGGCACCAAGUAUGGGUGCCAAAUCUUUAUGUAUCCCAUUCGACCAACCUGUAUUGAAUGAAGGUCAAAAAUGUAUCAAGUGUGAACGUAUUGCUGUCAAUUACUGUAUGUUCGGUCGUUCUUAUUAG